Molecule: messenger RNA, 405 nt
Organism: Candidula unifasciata
Lineage: Eukaryota; Metazoa; Mollusca; Gastropoda; Stylommatophora; Geomitridae
Source: the annotation of a GenBank genome assembly
AUGGACGACCCAUAUGCAGCAUUCAUUGCCCUUGCAGCAAUCAUCAUCUUGCUGUGCAUUGUUGGAAUCAUUGUCAUCAUCUUUACAUACUCCAGAUACAUGAAGUUCCUGUCCCAGUACAGGAUUCACAUGAACACCUUUGAUAACCCUGACUUCCAGGAACCACCAAACUUCAUGAGAGAAUACGAGACACAGAGCUUGAACAUGUACGUGCCACCAGAUGAGGCCAUUGCUGACAUGGGAGAGGUAAAGAUGACAUUUGAUGAAGGCGGCAUGGAACAUUUCACGCACACAGGUCAUGACCCCAGAGUUGCUGCCGUUGUCAACCCUAUAUAUCAAGGAGAGAAGGAGCAACACCUGGAGCAUGCCUCUCCUGGCAGAGCCGAUGGAGCAACAAACUUAUAA